Messenger RNA from Nerophis lumbriciformis (worm pipefish), 1212 nucleotides. The record is from RefSeq and is a predicted model, not a curated record. Lineage: Eukaryota; Metazoa; Chordata; Actinopteri; Syngnathiformes; Syngnathidae.
AUGGACGCCAGCGGCGUUUACGUGCGGGAAAGAGGCAAACUGCGUCGUAUCGGCGACACCGUGCUAAACCCCGUGGCCUCCUCGCCUUCAUCUUGUCGGCGGACCAACGCGCUGGUGCUUCGGAAGAAACACUUCGUGUUCACAUACAACGCGGAGGGCAGCUUGCGCUACAGCAGCAAGUCGCUGUUCGACAUUGCUCUGCUCUUCGUGGCCGGCAACGUGCACCACGUGGACUCACUGGUGGGCUUUCCCGAGCAGAUAGGUGACAGACUGUUCGCGGCGGCCGAGAAGAACCGUGUCUUCUUGAAGCCGGACGUCUCCCCCAAAGCCCUUCGACUCUUUAGCGAUGCCUACGGAGAUAUGGUGCUUGGCUCCCUCUGCCUCAGGAACAGAUUUCCUCUACUGAGUGAGCGCAUGGCUGACAUCAAGACCUUCCACAGUUUGAAGUGUUUGGACCUGUUUGGCUGUCGACUGGGCGACAACCACGAGAUAUUCCAGCACCUGACGUCCACCUCGUUGGCGAGCUGCUUAAUUCAGCUCUUCAUCGGCGGCAACGGUCUGUCUGAUGAAGGCCUGCAACGACUAACUGCACCUGUGAGGAUGAUGAGGAAAGGACUGGACUGUCUUCAGUGCCUUGAUGUUUCAUACAAUCCUAUUUCUGAGAGGGCUCUCCACUACUUGAAGUGUCUCCCAAAGCUUGAAAAACUGGAUGUAACUGGAACUGGCAUGACGUUUGGCACCAGGCUUAAGUUGACCAUGUGGGAGCUGCUGAGCCUUACUUAUUCCGAGAAAGCGUUGCAUGUCUUUGACCACUCUGGUUGUAAAACACAAGGAUGGGCAGAGCAGGUGGUAAACCAAUGGGAAACUAAUGGAGCACAAAUGCCCAAACAGAAGAGACUUGAUGAGUCAAGAAUAUCAGCUCUUCGCUUUUUUGGUAGACAGAAGUUCGUCCGAGAGGUGUUGAAUGCAGCACCGUUAUCUCACAACAGAGAUGCAACAGCACAGGAAGAUCAGCGUCUGCACUUUUACAAACCUCCAGCCAGCAGUGCCACAGAUGCUCCUUCCACUGACAUUACUUUCUGGACCUCAGCUAACAAAAGGAAGCGGCCGUCUGAAAAGUGUUGCGACGGUGUGAAUGCGAGCCUGCCGGUGAAACGUGUAUCCUCAACCGCGUUGACCGCUGAGGACAUGGACUUGUUGGACCAAUACUGA